Molecule: messenger RNA, 1034 nt
Organism: Indicator indicator
Lineage: Eukaryota; Metazoa; Chordata; Aves; Piciformes; Indicatoridae
Gene: NIPA1
Product: NIPA magnesium transporter 1
Exons: 5
Coding region: 16-987 (323 amino acids)
Biological process (GO): magnesium ion transport
Cellular component (GO): membrane
Molecular function (GO): magnesium ion transmembrane transporter activity
Source: RefSeq, a predicted model, not a curated record
GCUUUCGGCGGUGCGAUGCGGAUGGCGGUCGGUGCGGCAGCGGGCGAGGGGGCAGCGCAGAGCCCCGGCCCUGCCGCCGUGUCGCUGGGCUUGAGCGUGGCCGUGGUCUCCAGCCUGGUGAACGGCUCCACCUUCGUCCUGCAGAAGAAGGGGAUCGUGCGGGCCCGCGGGCGAGGUACUUCAUACUUAACAGAUAUAGUAUGGUGGUCUGGCACUAUUGCAAUGGCUUUGGGUCAAAUAGGGAAUUUCUUGGCCUACACUGCAGUUCCAACUGUGCUAGUGACGCCCUUGGGAGCUCUUGGCGUUCCAUUUGGGUCCAUUUUAGCUUCUUACUUACUGAAAGAAAAACUGAACAUUCUUGGCAAGCUGGGAUGUUUGCUGAGCUGCGCUGGGUCUGUUGUUCUCAUCAUCCAUUCCCCAAAGUCUGAGAGUGUAACGACUCAGGCUGAGCUUGAAGAGAAGCUUACAAAUCCAGUUUUCGUGGGUUAUCUCUGCAUAGUGCUGCUAAUGCUUCUCCUGCUUAUCUUCUGGAUAGCUCCAGCUCAUGGACCUACUAAUAUCAUGGUUUACAUCAGUAUUUGCUCUCUGUUGGGCAGUUUCACUGUUCCCAGCACAAAAGGCAUUGGGUUGGCUGCUCAGGAUAUCUUUCACAAUAACCCAUCGAGUCAAAGGGCUCUGUACCUCUGUCUAGUACUUCUGGCAGUAUUAGGAUGUAGCAUUAUAAUUCAGUUCAGAUACAUCAAUAAGGCACUGGAAUGUUUUGACUCCUCUGUGUUUGGUGCCAUCUAUUACGUCGUGUUUACCACCCUAGUCCUGCUGGCUUCAGCCAUCCUUUUCAGGGAAUGGAGUAAUGUAGGAGUGGUAGAUUUCUUGGGAAUGGCUUGUGGAUUCACCACAGUAUCUAUUGGAAUUGUUCUUAUACAAGUCUUCAAGGAAUUCAACUUCAAUAUUGGGGAUUUAAAUAAACCUAACAUGAAGACAGAUUAAAAUAUUUUUUGAGGGGAAACUGGAUGGCUCAGGGAAGGAUGCAGAGG